Messenger RNA from Eutrema salsugineum, 1756 nucleotides. Its product is annotated as ATP sulfurylase 1, chloroplastic. Gene Ontology annotation, molecular function: sulfate adenylyltransferase (ATP) activity; adenylylsulfate kinase activity. Lineage: Eukaryota; Viridiplantae; Streptophyta; Magnoliopsida; Brassicales; Brassicaceae. The record is from RefSeq and is a predicted model, not a curated record. The coding region runs from base 96 to 1496 and encodes 466 amino acids. Gene Ontology annotation, biological process: sulfate assimilation. The transcript has 5 exons.
AAUUGAAUUGGGAACAAACAUUUUUUCUCAAUCUCUUCCUCGUCACUCUCACCGUCUCACGGAAUCUCCAUUGAAGCAGCCAUAGAGAACCUUCAAUGGCUUCAAUGGCUGCCGUUCUCAGCAAAACCGCUUUCCUUUCUCAGCCACUAACCAAAUCUAUCAAUCCCGAUUUCCCCUUCGCCGCCGCAACCGCCGCUUCCGUUUCCUUCCCUUCGAAAUCGCGAACCCUUCGCGGAGGAAUCCGAGCUGGUCUGAUCGCGCCCGAUGGCGGGAAGCUGGUGGAGCUCGUCGUGGAGGAGCCACGGCGGCGAGAGAAGAAGCACGAGGCGGCGGAGCUGCCGCGCGUAGAGCUGACCGCGAUCGACCUGCAAUGGAUGCACGUCUUGAGCGAAGGCUGGGCAAGCCCACUCGGAGGUUUCAUGAGAGAAUCCGAGUUCCUCCAAACUCUUCAUUUCAACUCGCUGCGUCUUGACGACGGCUCCGUCGUCAACAUGUCGGUGCCUAUUGUCCUCGCUAUUGACGACGAGCAAAAGGCCCGGAUCGGCGAGUCUAAACGCGUCGCACUUGUUGAUUCCGACGGUAAUCCCGUUGCUAUCCUCAGCGACAUUGAGAUUUACAAGCAUCCCAAGGAAGAAAGGAUAGCCAGAACUUGGGGUACAACCGCACCAGGUUUGCCGUAUGUAGAAGAGGCGAUAACUAACGCCGGAAACUGGCUGAUCGGUGGUGAUCUUGAGGUUCUAGAGCCAGUCAAGUACAACGAUGGGCUUGACCGUUUCAGGCUUUCACCUGCUGAGCUCCGCAAAGAGCUAGAGAAGCGUGAUGCGGAUGCUGUCUUUGCUUUCCAGCUCAGGAACCCGGUUCACAAUGGUCAUGCACUCCUUAUGACUGAUACUCGUAGGAGACUUCUUGAGAUGGGAUACAAAAACCCUAUCCUUUUGCUUCACCCAUUAGGAGGUUACACAAAGGCUGAUGAUGUUCCUCUAAGUUGGAGGAUGAAGCAGCAUGAGAAGGUGCUAGAGGAUGGUGUUCUCGAUCCAGAGACAACAGUGGUUUCGAUAUUCCCAUCUCCAAUGCAUUACGCUGGUCCAACCGAAGUGCAAUGGCACGCAAAGGCUAGAAUCAAUGCUGGUGCUAACUUUUACAUUGUGGGUCGUGAUCCAGCUGGAAUGGGUCAUCCAGUAGAGAAACGUGAUCUUUACGAUGCUGAUCAUGGAAAGAAAGUACUAAGCAUGGCUCCUGGACUUGAACGACUCAACAUCCUUCCUUUCAGGGUUGCUGCAUAUGACAAGACGCAAGGCAAGAUGGCUUUCUUCGAUCCCUCGAGGCCUCAAGACUUCUUGUUCAUAUCCGGCACUAAGAUGCGCACAUUGGCAAAGAACAAAGAAAACCCUCCGGACGGAUUCAUGUGUCCAGGUGGAUGGCAAGUUCUGGUUGAUUACUAUGACAGCUUGACUCCGGCAGGUAAUGGUAGACUACCGGAAGUGGUUACGGCCUAAGACUAAGACAAAGAAAAAGACAAAGAAGCUGUCUUUAUUGAUUCGUUUCAAAUGGUAUGGUUUUGUAACUUUGUGUGGUAGGCCUUGUGGCAACAAUCAUGGUUGUAUAGGAGAAAGCCUAUUUAUAAAUCUGGCCGGACCUAUUUUCGAAAUAAAUACAAUAAGUCUUUUUUUUCUUCCUUCCAACGACCGAAUGAAACUUGUACCAUAUGAAACGAUUGUGUUUAUAUAAUAAGUACAACAAAAUGCAGUUUUUGCUU